CAUAGAGAUUAGCUCAAAUGAGUCAGAUUUGUUUGCUAUCUUUUUCUCUUUUUUUAUCGUUCUGAUUUGAUUAGUUUUAAGAUUGUGAUUUGAGUUUGUAUUUUAAUUGUGAUUGAUUUAGUUAGAGAUGUUUGUGAGAGAAAAUAUCUGAAAUGGUUGAGUGGAGGAAGAAAGAAAAAAAAAGUAUGAUUUCAUACAUGAAAGGCUUUUUUUCAAAGCGUUCACACCCUUUGUCAAUUCACUCUUUUUAUCAAUUUCCCAAUCAAACGCAAUGUUGUUUUGCCAAACAAAUGCCAAAUGCCAACUCACAAUUCCUAUACAUACACCCACUCUCACUCUCAAACUUUCUUCUAUUUUAACUCCAAAUUUCCAUUUCGAUCUAAUCACUCUAUUUGAUUCAAUUCACUCUUUUUAUCAAUUUCCCAAUCAAACGCACUGAUUCAGAGCAUUUCAAUCAAGUCCGAGCCUCACAGUAUCGGGGCUCUUCUGGUGCAAGACUCAAUCAUCAAAACCGUGAUCCUACUGUCAAAAAGAUCCCAAUGGUUUUCCUGACCAACAAAGGAGCCUCCUCCUCUUCUUCCACUCGUCGAUGGAAGUAUGAUGUCUUUUUGAGCUUUAGAGGUGAAGAUACCCGUGCAGGUUUUACAACCUAUUUAUAUAAGGCUUUGGAACAAAAAGGCAUUAACACCUUCAUGGACAAUAAGCUUCCAAGGGGAGAAGAAAUUUCAACAGAACUUCUCAAAACAAUCGAAGAGUCAAUGGUUUUGGUUAUUGUGUUCUCUAAAAACUAUGCAGAGUCCAAAUGGUGUUUGGACGAACUUGUUAAGAUUGUUGAGUGUAGGGAAAAUGACCAAAUGGUUCUACUUCGACCGAUUUUUUAUAACGUAGAACCAAGAGAAGUACGUAAUCAAUUGGGAAACUUUGGGAUAGCGCUAGCUAACCAUGAAAAGGAGUUCAAGGAUAACAUGGGGAAGAAGCAGAGGUGGAGGGAAGCCUUAAGUAAAGCAGCUAGUGUGUCUGGAUCGCAUUAUGAGGGAGGCUGCGCAACAUAUAAAUCUGAAUAUGACUUUAUCCAAGGAAUUGUAAAAGAAAUAUCAAGUGCUAUAUUUAAUCGGAGACCAUUAUAUGAUGCUAGCUACUUGGUUGGAGUAGAUUCUCGUGUAGAGGCCAUAAAGUCACUUUUAGAUAUUGAGUCAAAUGAAGUUCGCAUGUUAGGAAUUCAUGGACUUCCUGGAGUGGGUAAGACUACAAUUGCUAACGUUGUUUAUAGCAUAAUUGCUCAUCAUUUUGAAGGAAGUUGUUUUUUAGAGAAGGUUAGAGAAAAGUCUAAAAAUGGUGACAUAAUACAAGUACAAGAGAAACUUCUUUCUAAGAUCUUACGAGAUAGCUAUUUGAAGGUAGAUCGUGAAUCCGAAGGAACCAAUUUGAUAAAGGAGAGGAUUUGCUGUAAAAAGGUUCUUUUAGUUCUCGAUGAUGUGGAUAAUUCAGAACAGAUAGAAAAAUUACUUGGAAAAUGUAAUUGGUUUGCUUCAGGGAGUAGAGUCAUUAUAACAACAAGAGACAUACAAGCGCUAACCACUCUUCCAAGAAAUCAUCUAAUUUACAAGGUUGAAGAACUGAAUCCAUGUGAAGCUCGUGCUCUUUUCAAUAUGCAUGCCUUCCACACAAAUGAACCCAAGGAAGAUUAUUCAAAACUUAUAGAGCAAAUUAUAUCUUAUGCUAAUGGACUUCCACUAGCUCUAAAGGUAAUGGGUUCUGAUUUGUGUGGUAAAAGUAUACGUAAAUGGAGAAGUGCAUUAGAAAUGUAUAAGAACAUUCAACAUGAAAAAAUUCAAGAGAUACUCAAAAUAAGUUUUAUUGGAUUGAAUAGAAAAGAACAACAUAUUUUUCUUGAUAUUGCAUGCUUCUUUAAGGGAUUCAACAAGGAUUAUGUUGUAAAGAUAUUAGAUGCUUGCAACUUAUAUCCAGAUAUUGGUAUUGGAAGGCUUAUUGAUAAAUGUCUCAUAACCGUUGACAAAUAUGGCACAUUGUGGAUGCAUGACUUGCUACAACAGAUGGGUAGAGAAAUAGUUCAAGAAGAAUCUAAAGAGCUUGAAAAUCGCAGCAGAAUAUGGUGUCAUGAGGAUGCUAAUAAAUUACUAACUGGAAAUAAGGGGUCGAAUAAAAUUCGAGGCAUAAUGUGGUGUGAACCUGAACCAAUAACAGUGUCAUUGAAAGCUUCAGCUUUCAAAAGGAUGGAAAAUCUCAAAUUUCUUAUAAUUAAUAAUGUACAAAAUUCCAAAAAACUUAAAUAUCUUUCCAAUGAGUUAAGAUUGUUUGAAUGGUCAGGAUAUCAUUUUUCCUUGCCAUCCAAAUGGUGUCCUCAAAAACUUGUUGGACUAAAGGUUUCGAAUAGUUGCAUCAGGUCAAUGAAAUUAUUCAAGCAGGGGUGCCAUUACAAAAAUUUGAAAAGUAUCGCUUUAAAUAGGUGUCAAUCCAUCACAAGAUUACCUGACUUAUGCGCUCCAAACUUAGAGACAUUGGACAUUUCAUUUUGUGAAAAUUUAAUUGAGAUUCAUGACUCUGUUGGACUUCUUGAUAAGCUUAAAGAUUGGGACCUCCAAGGCUGCACGAAUCUUCAGAUACUUCCAAGCACCCUCAAGUUGAAAUCUCUUAAAGUAUUUGAUCUAAGUAACUGCCUAAGGCUUGAGAAGUUUCCCAAUGUUCACCCUGAAAUGAAAUGUUUAAAUUAUUUAUUAUUGGAUAAUAGUAAUAUCAGAGAAUGGCCUUUAUCACUAAGAUAUCUCACCAAAGGGGUUAUCAAUUUAGAGCUAUCGAAGUGUGAAAACCUUGGGAAGGGGAAGUUUUCGGAUAGCACCAAUAAAUUGCAACUGCUUGAGGAAAUAGAUACCCCUACUGUCAACUCCUUUGAUAGUUUUUCGGGAUCUGGGUCUCUCAGCUUGACAAAUUCGCAUCUCGAUUGCUUUGGAGGAAAUAUAAUUGAUUUAGAUUUUUGGAUGAAGAAUGAUUACUUCCCGGCAUUGAGAUAUAUGCGUAUAGAUAACUCCAAUAUUGUUAGUAUCCCUAAAUGCAUUAGCAGAUUAUUUAGAUUAAAAAGGAUUUACAUAGAUAAUUGUAAGGAGCUUCGGGAAAUUCCAAGGCUUCCACAAUCUAUUAGACAUGUGGAUAUAAAGAAAUGCCCAUCAUUGCUUCCACAAUCAUCAAGUAGAUUAUUGAAUCAGUUUGGAAAAAUUCUAGGGAUUCUACCUAAUAGAGUCCGUGAAGGUGCAAGAAGCAACAUAUUAAUGGAUCUCUUUGACGAACCUGAAUCUGAUUCUGAUUCUGAUUCUGAAAUUGAGUGUGCUUAUCUUUUACUACCACGAACUAAGAUUCCAAAGUCGUUCAAAUUCAACCAUCAGAGUUUUGGAAAUUCCAUAUCAUUCAGGGUUGGUUGCAAAUUUCCAAAAUUGGCUGUCUGCGUUGCUUUUCGUUCAGCGAAGACGCAUAUACGCAGACAAUUUUACAGAAAAUUUUAUGUUCACGUUUCCAUUAAUGGUUGUAAACAGAAAUUCCAUUUUCUACCCACAGUAGAAAGAUGCGAGGAACUGUGGUUAUUUUCUAAAUCUCUUGGGCAACUGAAUAAACCAAAUCUAUCUGAACAAAAUCAGGUUGAGGUUGAGGUUGAGGUUAUAUGUAAAAAAACCAGGGACCGCAAUCACACUGAUUUUAUAAAAUGGUUCGGGGUGAAUGUAGAAUGCAUCUGCUGUCCUCAGAAAUCAGAUAUUACUUACUUGCCGCUUCCGAGUGACAGGAAUGGUUGUGGGUCAUCCUCAGUUUUGAAUGACACUGAGCUCCCACCUUUUCAACCUGCUUUCCCCACUUCUUAUGGCUCAGUUAUGGAUUGCGGGGCUUUUAACAAUGAAGGAGAUUUAGGGAAUUAAAUGGAACCACCAAAUACCGGGUUUGAACCUGGUUUGAAGGGCUUUCUUGGUUAUUUGAAUGUGUCAUUAUCGGCCCCUAAUGACUCUCAGCUCCUUGUAUUGUUACCUCUUCCUUGUGGUCCAAAUAUGGAUCAUGAGGUUUCCAAUACCGUAAAUGAUUUGAGGCUUUUGAAGGGCAUUCAUGAUGAUGGGUGCAAUUUGAGUUCGUCACUAAAUGACUCAGAUGAAAGAGAAAGUGAGCCUCCUCUGUUCCCUGAUACGACAAAUGGGUUUGACUUCGGCUUUGGCCAGCCAAAUUUGUUGUUAGGCUCAAGUGUUAGUGGUGGGUUUCAUUUGGGUUCGUCUUCAAUGGCCCAUGCCAGUGUAAACGAUGACUCUGAUUUUAAUAUGGGUCCACCACCGAAGAAAGCGAGGACAUCUUGAUCAGACUUCAAAGAAUUAUGCCUCUUUUUGUUUCCCUGAUUCCCAUCUGCUCCAACACCAAGUUAGUCCCUUUCACUUCUUGGAAACAAUCAAGUAUCUGAAUUUCUGAGGACUUCAUCAAAUGAUUGGUGUGCAUGACAAUGGACUUGCAGCUGUAGCAAGUGAUUCUAUUCAAUGCUUGUGAUCAUCAUUUCGUAAUUGGCUCAUAUGACUUCUUUGCUGGAACUGAGAUACCAAAGUCGUUCAGAUUCAACCAUCAGAGUUUUGGAAAUUCUAUAUCAUUCAGGAGGUGGUACUCUGUUUUUUAGUGCUGCUUCUUCAAGAGUUUUGGACUCUUUGGUGAACAAGGAUAGAACCUUGCUCUAAAUAUUUAUCAAGAAUGUGGGAAAUAGUCAAACUUUAUAACAUCAGCAAACUCAAUUCACUACAGAUUUUCAGAACACAAUAAUCAAUCCAAAGAGAAAUCACCACUGGGAGUUUCUGCAAAAGGUACAUUCAACCAAAUUUAAUGAAAAAUCCCGUCAUUAGUCAAAAGAGAUAGAAUCGAGUGACAAUUUGUCAACAAUGGUUUUACUUUUUGCUGCUCCACCAGAUUCCAACGCCAAGAAUCUUUUUCCCACAACGGAAAAUUUCUUGGCAGUAUAGCACAUGAACAGAUGUUGAAGGUACAAAGAGAGAGUGAAAUUAAAGGAACCAAUUGUAGCAGUUCAAAGAGUUUCUUUGCUGAUUUUUAGAUGGAUGGUGGUGUAGGUCUUUUAGCGGUUCAAAGAAUUUCUUUGUUGAUUAGUUUCAUCACAACUUUUCACUUUAGAUUUCUUUGGUAAUCCUAUCCAUGACCUUCAUUUAGCAUCCUGAUGAUAGAGUAUUGUUUACCAUGCCAUUUACAUGGUGGUGUUGGUGAUCUUUUUUGAGAGGAUUAUGAUGUAUUUAUUUUUGUUGGAUCAUGUUUCUUUCCUUCAUUUAAGUUUUUCUUUGUAAUGUGUUGUGUCUCUCUCUUUUUGUAUUUAAUCUUUUUUUUUUUCCCUAGGAGGAGGACUUGGUGAGGAUCAUAAGGCAUUUAAUUUUGGUGUAUCAUGUUUUUAAUUAUAAUUUCUUUUCUUCAGUUUUUGGACUUCUCCCUCCCAUUUGUAUGAAACAAAGUAAGUUGAAGGCUGUUUGCUCAAGCUGGGAGAAAAUUUAAUGAGAUAAUUCCUUAUUUUGCAAAA
Quercus robur (English oak) is the source of this 5548-nucleotide messenger RNA. Its product is annotated as disease resistance protein RUN1-like. Gene Ontology annotation, molecular function: ADP binding. The coding region runs from base 540 to 3920 and encodes 1126 amino acids. NCBI's taxonomy places the organism in Eukaryota, Viridiplantae, Streptophyta, Magnoliopsida, Fagales, Fagaceae. Gene Ontology annotation, biological process: defense response; signal transduction. The transcript is spliced from 13 exons. The record is from RefSeq and is a predicted model, not a curated record.